AUGGUGCCUAAGAAUGCAAUCAGAUAUUUCGAAUUAAAAUGGGAGGGCCUCUCUUCUGAAACUGGUACAUCUUGGGCAAGCUUAUUUUUGGGUAAUCUAGUAAUAAAGAAUUGUGGUAAUUUUGAUGUUUCGUUAUCAGUUCGUUUCCAUGCUGGUUGUGAUAUUUUUAAGUUAUCAGUGCUUCCACUGAAUUCUGGUUAUGUACUGUCGCUGGCACUUGCCAUACUACCUGCAAGGCACUGCAUGAGGCCGAUUAAAGUUGUUGACAUAUGUCAGUACUGCCUGAAAGAAGUACCAUCUGGGUUGGCGAAAACUGGUAGCAAAAUGCUCAGAGUUGUGUUUGAAUGCCAAAGUUUGCAAAAACUUUCGCUAAACCAUAAUAACUUGCUAUGUCUACCGAAAGAAAUAGGGCGGUUGACGCGUCUCCGAGAAUUAUCUCUAGUCGACAAUGAGUUAUCGGAUUUGCCUGUUGAAAUAAUAAAAUGCAUGAACUUGCAAGUACUCGAUCUUAGUUUUAAUUCUUUAACAAGAUUGCCAAUCGUACUCUUUCAAAUGCCUUCGCUGAUUCACCUGAAUUUAUGUGACACAUCACUGUCAUAUUUGCCCAGCAGUUUUGGAUUACUUACUAAUCUUCGCUUUCUUGAUCUGCGCGAAAAUCAGCUGCGAAUAUUACCCGAUGCGAUUGGAGAUUUAAAAGAUUUGAAAUAUCUGGAUGUGGGAAAAAAUAAUCUUAUUGAGUUGCCUUCUGCAAUCGGCCUUCUGAAUGGAAUUGAGGAAUUGCACGUAGAUGGCAAUUAUUUAACUUCAUUACCAAUGGAACUGAUAAGCUGCAAAAUGUUGCAGAUACUGGAUAUUUCAGAAAACGGCAUUAAAAAUUUGCCGUCAAAUUUAGGAGAGCUCAACAAUUUGAAGGAACUGUUGCUUGCAAAUAAUGCAAUCACCAAACUCCCGUCAUCUUUAGAGUGUUUUGCUGUCGCCCCUAACAGAAUUACUGUUUCUGUAAGCUUUUUAGGAUGUCUGGUGAAACUAAAGUUUUUGUCAGCAUGUUGUAACCAGCUUGCACAAUUGCCGGAUGCAAUUGGAAGUUGCGAAUCACUUGUCGAAAUUCGUUUAGUCAAAAAUAAUUUAAAGGAAUUACCUCUCAGUAUCGGAAAUUUAAAGAAAUUAGUCACAUUAGCGCUUGAUGAAAAUCAUAUCAUACAACUGCCUCCAACGAUCGGUUAUUGUCAAAAUUUGAAGUAUUUGACGCUGCGAAGUAAUGACUUAAAUGAACUUCCUUUUGAAAUUGGUCGUUUGCAGAACAUACGUAUCAUUGAUGUUAUUGAAAAUAAACUUUUUUUCUUACCAUAUUCAGUCAGCGUUUUGAGCAAGAUGCGAGCUCUUUGGUUAUCGUUUACUCAGGUAAUUUUGAUUGCCAAUCAAAAAAUAAUGCCAUUACCACAUCUCAUAUCCAUAUUUAAAAGUAUGCUAAGAAAAUUUUCUUCUUUCCAUCAAGUACCAAUUUUGUUGCAAUAUUUCUCUCAGAAAACGCCAUUGCCGCGACUUGUUAUCGCAAAGGAUUCAGUGACUCAUAUCAAAGUUCUUACUUGCUAUCUCUUACCUCAAGGAAAGUACCAAGCUGAAGCCGGGCAACCCUGUUCUAAAUCAUUACAUGGUGUCUCAUUUAGCGAUGAACCGGAAGAGAGAAGUUCUGAAUUGGGGCUCUUUCAACGAAAAGGAACUCCAUAUCCAAAAUUUAGAAUCAGUCGUAAUUCGAUGCGUAGAAAUUGCAUUGAUGGGCAUUACAUUUCACACAAAAAAGAGAGUGAUUUGGUCAAAAAGCCACAGAAAACUACUGACUGUGUGAAGAGAAUAGAUCUUACAGACAAGUUUACAUCAGUAGAUUUAGAUCUAGAACAAAAGAAAAAGAACAUAAACGAGAAGAGUAGUAUGACUGUUUUGAGCGCAGUAUUACCUACAGACAUUAAGAAAAGUACCUUUGAAGAAAUUAGACAGGUUUCACGAAAUUUGGAAAGUGGUUUUGGUUUUACUAUUGUUGGUGGCCGCGAAUCAAAACCGUACAAGGAAAAUGACACAGGUAUAUUCAUAUCAAAGAUUGUUGUUGGCAGUCCAGCAGAAUUAGCAGGACUGCUUCCGGGAGACAAAAUAAUUUUCUUUAAUGGUGUGGAUGUUCGCAAUGAAUACCACGAUACUGUUGCUGAGAUGAUGAGGAAGGUUAUGGUGUUAGAGUUGGUGGUUCUACGACAAAAUUCUCCUCAAAAGCAACAAUUAAGCUUUUUUCUUGCGAAUGAGGAAUAUAAGAACGAAAAUAAAACUUUAAUUUCAAAAGGAAGUCCGUCAUUGGAAAUUUCAUUGUUAAAUACUCAAAAAAUUGUUACUAACUGGUUGAAAAUCCACUCCAAUGAAAAGUUAGAGAAUCCUGGGACGAAAUUUCAAAAUAAUGAGCGUGAGGAAGUUGGAACUGCCCAGAAAAGAAAUAAGCGAGAAAAACCUCCAGUUCCUCCGAAGCCAUCCAAAAUACAUCUGUCAUCUUGUUACUGUUUGAUGAUCUACCGUUUAUCUGUUUCAACAGACUUGCAUACUGAAUUCUAUCCAGGUAAUGAAAGAAGUCGAACACGCUAA
Thelazia callipaeda (thelaziosis nematode) is the source of this 2622-nucleotide messenger RNA. The record is from the annotation of a GenBank genome assembly. Lineage: Eukaryota; Metazoa; Nematoda; Chromadorea; Rhabditida; Thelaziidae.